AUUGGUGUACACUUAAUGCGGACGUUCCAGGUCAAGCACAGUACGAUUUCUACCAGGGCCAUAUAUUUAGGCAAGAAAGAAGGCAGUCACCUCCAGAGGACCAACACACCUUAACACAACAGCUGCGGAGACUUCACUGAUCAGCCAUGAGGAUUGUCAACAUUGGGCCAGACCCAUCCCUGGCUUAUAGGCCAAAUUUGGAGAAAUCUGAAACCAAGGGGAAGGAAGACUAUAGAAAUUUUGAGAGUGGAAAUCUAUUCAGCCGUGUCUUCAACACAUACAGCCUGAUGCACACCAACCAAACACUAGAGUUUGUGAAACAAAAGUACUCUGAAUGGACCCACUGCAACCACACACAAAUGGGAAUGAUGAACGCCAUCAUGUCACUAGACCAGCUGGUGGAUGAGUCAGAUCCUGAUGUGGACUUCCCUAACUCCUUCCAUGCCUUCCAGACUGCUGAAGGCAUCCGCCAAGCCCACCCAGAUAAAGACUGGUUUCAGCUGGUGGGUCUAAUCCACGAUGUUGGGAAGAUCAUGGCUCUGUGGGAUGAACCACAGUGGGCUGUAGUGGGUGACACCUUUCCUGUUGGCUGCAAAUUUCAAAACUCAAUUGUUUUCAGAGACAACACCUUCUUGGAUAAUCCAGAUGAGAAAAACUCCAAAUACAACACUGAAUAUGGGAUGUAUGAACCAAACUGUGGCCUUGACAACGUCCUCAUAUCCUGGGGCCAUGAUGAAUAUCUCUACAGAGUUCUGAAGUUCAACAAUUGCUCCAUCCCAGAGGAGGGCUUGUAUAUGAUUCGCUUUCAUUCCUUCUACCCCUGGCACUCCCAUGGAGAUUACAUGCAUCUAUGUAAUACCAAAGAUCUGAGCAUGCUGCCUUGGGUCAAAGAGUUUAAUAAAUUUGACCUGUACACAAAAAACACCGACCUGCCCAACAUUGAGGAGCUGAAGCCGUACUACCAGUCUCUGAUUGACAAGUACUGUCCUGGAAUACUACAGUGGUGAAACUGCAGCGACUGUCAACAGAAUUCAUCAGAUACAUGAUUAUCUUGAGCUAUGAUUAACUUAAAGUAUUGCUUUAUUGUAACACUAAAGCUGGACUUAGUGGUCCCUGUACCCACACGAUCUCUUAAGGUUUCUAUUAACUUUUAAUCUCUGCUGUAAUUAUGUCCAGGAACUGUGACUCUCACCUUUUACUUCCAAUUUUGGUGAUAAUAGAAGACAAUUGUGCCCAGUUUUAAAGAAUGAUUCAUGUACA
This is a messenger RNA of Melanotaenia boesemani (Boeseman's rainbowfish), 1260 nucleotides long. It is a transcript of the gene miox, whose product is annotated as myo-inositol oxygenase. Lineage: Eukaryota; Metazoa; Chordata; Actinopteri; Atheriniformes; Melanotaeniidae. The transcript has 10 exons. Gene Ontology annotation, cellular component: cytoplasm. Gene Ontology annotation, biological process: inositol catabolic process. Bases 147 to 1007 code for a protein of 286 amino acids. Gene Ontology annotation, molecular function: iron ion binding; inositol oxygenase activity. The record is from RefSeq and is a predicted model, not a curated record.